Lodderomyces jiufengensis is the source of this 792-nucleotide messenger RNA. RefSeq lists its product as uncharacterized. The coding region runs from base 1 to 792 and encodes 263 amino acids. The record is from RefSeq and is a predicted model, not a curated record. Gene Ontology annotation, cellular component: membrane. The transcript has 2 exons. Gene Ontology annotation, biological process: vesicle-mediated transport. NCBI's taxonomy places the organism in Eukaryota, Fungi, Ascomycota, Pichiomycetes, Serinales, Debaryomycetaceae.
AUGACACAACCAGAUAUUUAUAAACAUUUAAUAUUUUGUACUUUAACAAUAAAUUCAUCUACUUUAUACACUUAUGAAAAUCAUCAAUUGACGUCAACAUUACCUAGAAUGAAUUGCUCAGAAAUUAUAUCACAAGAAUUGGGACUAAUUAAUUCAUCCAAAACGCUUGUUGGAUCCAUUCCAGUAUCAAUGAGCUCUUCAUUGAAAUUAUCAUUAUAUUUUAUGAAGAAAUAUCUUAAUUUAGAUGGAAGUAGAGAUUUAAUUACAGUAGUUGUUAUUGCACAUGUUGGAGUAAAUAGAACUUUUAUAUUAAUGAUUUUGAAAAAUAUAAUGGAUAAAUAUAUUGAUUUUAAAUCAAGACAAGAUGAUAAAAAUGAUCAAGCAUCAAAAGCUAAACCUGGAGAAUUUAAAUUAUUAAUGAAUCAAAUUAUAAAAUAUGAAGAAAUGAAUUUUGAUCUGAAUCAACAAAAUUAUAAUUACGGGUCAACAAAUGAUCAAAACGAUACAAAUACUAGUCAAAUAAAUCCAAACCAAUUAAUAUUAGCAAAUGAAGAAGUUGGAGAAGUAAGACAAUUAAUGUUGGAAAAUAUUAAUAAAUUAUUAAAUAGAGGUGACAAGAUAAAUUCUUUAGUGGAUCAAACUGAUAGAUUAAAUACUUCGUCACUGUUGUUUCAGAAAAAGGCUCAACAAAUUAAAAGAAGAAUGUGGUUUCAUAAAGCAAAAUUUAUUGUUUCAAUUGUUGUUGGUAUACUACUAAUAAUUCUUUAUAUAUUUUUCAGUCUAUAUAGAUAA